AAAGCACUACCAAGAUCCUAAAGAAGAAAAAUCCCAAAAAAGAAUUAAAGAACAAAAAUGUGAAAGAACACUACAAACAAUAAAUGAAUUCUUAAACAAAUAUAGAACUGAAAAAGUAACUAAAAAGAAAAAGAUAUCACCACCAACAAUACCAAAAAAUAUAACAAUGUUACUAAACAAAAAUAUAAAAGAAAUAAAACAUAAACAAGAACAAGAAUUCCAAAAUAAACAAUUUGUAAAAGAUCAAGAAGAAUUAAUAAUAGAAAUUACCAAUAUAGAAAAUGAAUAUGAGGCAAUCCAACGGAUACCCAAAACAAAACUAGAAGAAUUAUAUCACCAAAUACUAACCAUACCAACUCUAUCUCAAGAAAUAUGA
Racocetra persica is the source of this 376-nucleotide messenger RNA. The record is from the annotation of a GenBank genome assembly. NCBI's taxonomy places the organism in Eukaryota, Fungi, Glomeromycota, Glomeromycetes, Diversisporales, Gigasporaceae.